Molecule: messenger RNA, 2837 nt
Organism: Sitophilus oryzae (rice weevil)
Lineage: Eukaryota; Metazoa; Arthropoda; Insecta; Coleoptera; Curculionidae
Exons: 3
Coding region: 1399-2832 (477 amino acids)
Source: RefSeq, a predicted model, not a curated record
ACGUUAUCCAUUCCUGCCUGUAUAGUAUGUACUAUGCACCUUACGUUAGGGACGUCAAAAAGGUCAACUUAACUUCGAUCGAGGUUACUUUUUUCCGAUUUAUGCCCCCUUUAUGUUGCUGGCUGUAUGGUGGAAAUCGAAGGCAUUACAGUUUAGGACACCAUGACGUAGACUCCAUUGUCCUUCAAUAAAAUUUACAAUGAGCGAGACAAAUGGCUCCCCUGAAACCGACGUCCACAUAUCAGAAGUUAGGGCUAUAUAUUCAAUUUCAUUAAUUAAAGACUCUAGGACUGAUUUCGUAGAGUUAUAAAGUUUGGGCAUAUAGUUCUCCACGAACUUUUUGUUCCCUAUAGGCUCAUAUCCUGGUCUUGCACACCGCAUCAUAAUUUUGAACCUUUUCUUCAUUACAAUAAUAAAGGGCAGCCCACAUGUAACUAUAAAGUAGGCAGCUGAGAAGUGGAGUUAAGCAUUGAAUACCAAUAAAUACAUAUACAUAAUUUAAGUCAAUCUAUGCGUGCUUAAAAAUAAUAACACUAAACGUCAGCUUGGGAUAAUAGGUAAUAUUUUUAAAAAAAUGUAUUUAAUAGUUUUAUUUCCAAAAUUGAAAGUGGAUGUAUUUUUUUUCUAAUUUUAAGGCGCGAAUCUGUUGUAUCUUCUUCUAAUAAAAACAGACGCUUAGGACAAUGGAUAGAUUUAUAUAAACUUCUUCCUACAAAUCUCUUAAUAUAACUUACCACAUCGGCGAUAUACAAUGUUAAAUUCCACGAAGUCCAAUUUAAAUAUUUAGCAUCAAUAUCUUGUGUUAUAUUUUUUGUAAGCACUUUCUUCUGUAGUAACAUAAUUUGAAUUAGCCGCCAACAUUUAAAUUGCGCGCCGAUAUGCCGCGUGGUUGCCUUCAAACAAGGAUGAAGAUCAUAUAUAUGAAUUAGUAUUUAGUUAAUCUGUGGUCUCAUCUGAGUUAGAUCUGUGGUAGUCCGUAAUAUACGUCAUUCAUUCAUUCGUUCGUCACGGGUGAAUCGAGAAGUUUAAGUUUUGUGUUAGACAAUUUUAGUUUAUGUAUUUUGGGAAAAAUAGAAACAAAGAAAUAUUAGCAUCGUUUUAUUGGUAAAAUUCACAAAGUGGGCGACACCUACUGUCAAAUUUGAAUACUAGUAUAGAGGUGAACAACAAACAAAAAUUAGUAUUAUUUGUCGUGUAGGUUUUUUAAGUUAAUUUUAUUUUUUGUUCAAAUCAGUGUAAAUAAGCAGUUUUUACAUACAAUUUGUUUUAAAUAUUAAUGUUUGGAGUGAAUUUUAAGAUAUAAAUAAAGAUUCUGCCCCGUAUGUACAUUUGAAUCCUCGGAAUCGGUGUUACAAAUUAUAUGAGUUUUGUAUAGUUUGGUAUAAAUUUUGAAGGAAAAUGCAGUCUGUUCAUAAAACAGUAGACACCAAAUCUAGAAAAAUAUGUUCAGUGCCUCAAUGUUCAUCAUAUUGUACAGCAGAUGUUUCAUUGCAUGCUUUUCCUCAAGAUCCUAAGCUAUGUAAAAUCUGGCAAAACAUAUUGAAAAUUGGAAAGCCGAUAACAAAAUAUAUGUUAGUUUGUAGCCUUCAUUUUACAGAAAAUGAUUUCACUAUAGCAACAAAUAAGCGACGUCGGUUAGAGAAACUAGUACUUCCUAGUCAAAAAAUCCCAAAGACGAGCCAUUCAUUAAAAAAGAAAAUAAAGUCCAGAUCGGAGCGACAUUGGCUACAAAAAUGCACAUUAAAUGUUGAUGAAAAUGUAGAAGUAGAAGAGCAUGAAAUUUCGCUAGAAGUUGAUGCUCAAUGUGUCAGUGAAGCAAAAGAACAUGCUACUCAACUUGCUAGAACUGUUGAUGAACCAAAAACCUUAAUUAGUGCUAGCACGUAUGAAGCUCAACAUUCACUUAUAUUUUAUAAAGAUGCCUCAACAGAAACAAAUUUCAGUGACUUUUUUGAAUUGCCUCAAAUUUUAAAUACAGAUGAGAAAUUGAUUAAUUUUACUGGGAUUAAUUUUGAUAUAUUAAAUACAAUUACAAAAUGUACUGAGAAAACAGCUACUUUUAACAAGUGCCUCUGGAAAGACAUCAGGACAAGACUAAUUUUGUGUCUCUGCAAAUUGAAAAUGAAUAUUUCAUUUGUAUGUUUGGCUACUUUAUUUAAAGUAAGUAAAAGUAUGUGUAGGAAUAUGUUCUACUCCACUAUAAGUCUCCUGGCCGUCAGCUUAAAACCGGGUAUAUAUUGGCCAAGUAAGGAGGAGAUCUUAAGUAAUAUGCCAAAGUGUUUCGACAAAUAUAGAGAUACCCGAGUUGUCCUUGACUGUACAGAGCUGAAAAUUCAAAAACUGAAAUGUUUAAAAUGUAGAGUCAGGACGUACUCCCAUUACAAGGGAACACAUACUAUCAAGUAUCUAAUAGGAAUAACCCCAUCGGGAUUAAUAUCCUUUAUCAGUGCUGGAUAUGGUGGUCGCACUACAGAUAAAGCAAUUUUUAAUUAUGAAAACGUUAUUGAUAAAAUUGAUAUGUAUGAUGCAGUUAUGGUUGACAAGGGUAUUUUAAUUCAAAAGGAAUGCGAGGAAAAAUUGGUGAAAUUAAUUAGGCCACCUUUUCUAAGGAAACAGAAGCAGUUUUCAAAAGAAGAUGCUGAGGCUACAGCUGAUAUUGCUCGUGCCCGAGUGCAUGUAGAAAGGGCUAUACAAAGAAUAAAAGUGUUUAAAAUCUUGAGCGAACAGUUUAAUUGGUAUUUAUUACCAUAUGUGGAUGAUAUAAUGACUGUAAUCGCAUCAGUUGUAAAUUUAUCAACACCGAUACUAGCAGACAAUAAAAUUCGUGAAUGACUUAA